GAUGAACAAACCGGAAAAACGUCAUCACACUGACAGCAGGAAACAGCCAGGUGGCGGGAAAUACUAACAGACUUAUGAAGCGCAGACUUUACUCACACGUCUCUGUAUAAACACAGCGUUCAGAAAGCUAUUGUUGGUUACUGCUGUGUUGGGUACGUUUAAUGCGUCGGUAACUGAUCGGUCUGUUUGAUCCUGUUCAUGUUACAGCAUCCGCUCUCUAACAGCACGAUGGUUCAGAUAGUCAUAAGGUCCAGUGUGGAUGGCAGCAGUCCUGCCGAGUGGCUGCUGGUGGAGCUGCAGGGAGAGAUGUUUUCCAGACACAACUCUGGUCUGGCUGGACAUGUGAUGGGAGACCUGCUCUACACCAAAGAGGGGCUGCCACUGCUCAUUGUAGGACAUCAUAUUCUUUAUGGGAAGCAGGUGAAAUUGGAAAAACCCUUUGCUGUCCUGACCAAGCAUUCCAGCCGUUUGCAGGACAGCCCGUUAGGCCGUGACAGCGACAAUGAGAACGAUGGGGUACCCAUGGAAACCAACCAGCCAGGAGCCACCUCCACCUCUUACAGCGUGACAGCUCUCAUCAAACGGAAGCUGAUCUUCAAGACGCGGCCCAAACCCAUCAUCACCAAUGUCCCCAAGAAGCUCUAGUGGGACUGCAGCGUCUCCUCGUGGGGUCGGAGGUCACACUGAUCCGUCUGACCUUCAGAGGUCACUCCCCUCUGAUAUCAGGCAGUGGAUUAGAUGUGUGUUGAACAACUGAUAAAUCCAUAACCCUCAUUGAUCAAUGCUGGAAACCUUUAAACAACGACUGGUUCCAACGAGAGACUUUAAUGACGCCUCCUUCCAGUAGGAAUAAAAAUUGUAUUAUAAAUGUUUUAUUAUAUUUCUGAGAUUUGUAUAAAACCGAGUAUUAAACCAAUACUGACUCUUUA
Molecule: messenger RNA, 929 nt
Organism: Eleginops maclovinus (Patagonian blennie)
Lineage: Eukaryota; Metazoa; Chordata; Actinopteri; Perciformes; Eleginopidae
Gene: chtf8
Product: CTF8, chromosome transmission fidelity factor 8 homolog (S. cerevisiae)
Exons: 3
Coding region: 199-645 (148 amino acids)
Biological process (GO): mitotic sister chromatid cohesion
Cellular component (GO): Ctf18 RFC-like complex
Source: RefSeq, a predicted model, not a curated record